Molecule: messenger RNA, 792 nt
Organism: Eubalaena glacialis (North Atlantic right whale)
Lineage: Eukaryota; Metazoa; Chordata; Mammalia; Artiodactyla; Balaenidae
Product: serine/threonine-protein phosphatase 2A catalytic subunit beta isoform-like
Exons: 1
Coding region: 54-728 (224 amino acids)
Biological process (GO): peptidyl-serine dephosphorylation; mitotic cell cycle
Cellular component (GO): cytosol
Molecular function (GO): protein serine/threonine phosphatase activity
Source: RefSeq, a predicted model, not a curated record
CUUAUGGAACUCUUUGAAUCGGUGGGAAGUCACCAGAUACAAACUAUCUAUUCAUGGGUGACUAUGUAGACAGAGGUCAUUAUUCUGUGGAGACUGUGACUCUUCUUGUGGCAUUAAAGGUGCGUUAUCCAGAACGUAUUACAAUAUUGAGAGGAAACCACGAAAGCCGACAAAUAUAUGGCUUUUAUGAUGAAUGUCUUCGAAAGUAUGGGAAUGCCAAUGUUUGGAAAUACUUUACAGAUCUGUUUGACUAUCUGCCACUUACAGCUUUAGUAGAUGGACAAAUAUUCUGCCUCCAUGGUGGCCUCUCCCCAUCCAUAGAUACACUGGAUCGUAUAAGAGCCCUGGAUCGUUUACAAGAAGUUCCACAUGAGGGCCCAAUGUGUGAUCUGUUACGGUCAGAUCCAGAUGAUCGUGGUGGGUGGGGUAUUUCACCACUCAGGGCUGGCUACACAUUUGGACAAGAUAUUUCUGAAACAUUUAACCAUGCCAAUGGUCUCACACUGGUUUCUCGUGCUCACCAACUUGUAAUGGAGGGAUACAAUUGGUGUCAUGAUCGGAAUGUGGUUACCAUUUUCAGUGCACCGAAUUACUGUUACCGUUGUGGGAACCAGGCUGCUAUCAUGGAAUUAGAUGACACUUUGAAGUAUUCCUUCCUUCAGUUUGACCCAGCACCUCGUCGUGGAGAGCCUCAUGUGACCCGGCGCACCCCAGAUUACUUUCUGUAAAUUCGUCCUGGGAAAACCUGCCUUUGUAUGUGGAAGUAUACCUGGCUUUUUAAAAUAUGUAUAU